AAUACCGUGGUUCUAUGUUGCGAAGAUGGCGGCGAAUACAGUUAACUGUGCAUGAACUUCACAGGCUCACGCUGACCGCACGAAGGCUCGUGAACCAUGUCCAAAAUGGCGUCUCCAAUGGAAGGUUGGGGCUUGUUGAAGCAAGGCGCAGAGGCACGUGUCUACAGAACGAAGUUUUACACCAAGAAGACUAUAGUGAAGGAAAGAUUUUCAAAAUGUUACAGGCACCCCUCUCUAGACGAAAAGCUCACCCAUCGAAGGACUACGCAAGAAGUACGAUCAAUGCUUCGUUGUAGGAAAGCAGGAAUCUGCACUCCAGCCGUUUAUUAUGUUGAUUACACUACUCAUUGUAUCUACAUGGAAGAAAUCGAAAAUUGCGUGACAGCCAGAGAUCACAUCAAUGAGCUUCUGGAUGGCCCUUCUGAUGCAUCUGAGCAAAGUUUACAAAGUCUUGCGGAAAAAAUUGGUUCUACAUUGGCGGUAAUGCACAACGUGGACUGUAUUCAUGGAGAUUUGACCACUUCAAACGUCUUGAUAAAGUCUGGGUUUGAAAAUAUCAUUCUGAUUGACUUCGGACUGAGCUUUAUAUCAUCACUGACAGAAGACAAAGGCGUUGAUCUUUACGUUUUGGAGAGGGCUUUCCUCAGCACUCAUCCAAACACUGAGCAGCUGUUCAAGAUUGUUUUGGAAAGUUACAAGGGGAAAGCAAACAAGGCUGGAGAGAUAAUAAAGAAACUGGAUGAAGUGAGGUUGCGUGGACGAAAGAGGACAAUGGUGGGGUGAACUAUGCUUCUACAGUUUCAGGUUCAUUACCAAAGUUCGGAAAAAAUACAAAACUUUGGUCAAAGUACAUCUCAUUACUAUAUGGCUCUUUUUGUUGGAACUGAAAGUGACACCAGUAUGAAAACUGUAGGAUUCUUAGCGUAACCCUUUCACCACCAGAAGUGACCAAAUGAAUAAUAAACGUCAUCACAAGCCAGUGUCAAAGACAUAAA
Molecule: messenger RNA, 995 nt
Organism: Pocillopora damicornis (cauliflower coral)
Lineage: Eukaryota; Metazoa; Cnidaria; Anthozoa; Scleractinia; Pocilloporidae
Product: EKC/KEOPS complex subunit TP53RK
Biological process (GO): protein phosphorylation
Cellular component (GO): EKC/KEOPS complex; nucleus; cytosol
Molecular function (GO): ATP binding; protein serine/threonine kinase activity
Source: RefSeq, a predicted model, not a curated record